This is a messenger RNA of Rotaria sp. Silwood2, 891 nucleotides long. The record is from the annotation of a GenBank genome assembly. NCBI's taxonomy places the organism in Eukaryota, Metazoa, Rotifera, Eurotatoria, Philodinida, Philodinidae.
AUGAUCAUUAUUGAAGAAAUGCGUGAACAACAAAAACACAUGAGUGCCCAACAAGUACUACUUUCAUCACAGCCGCCUUUACAAUUAUUACCAACACCAACAGCUGAUUCAUUGAUUGAUCCAUCAUCUAAAUCACCUAAUCAGAUCAAUGUUAAACCGAAAGAAUUCAAUGGAACAAGCGAGGAAAAUGUUAUUACUUGGUUAACGGUAUUAGAAGAAAUUAUGGCGACUCGAUACACUCAUGACGAUCAGAAAAUUUCCCUUGCUGUCAGCUUGUUAGGUGGUACUGCCUUACAAUGGUUUGUAAAUUUAAAACUUAAAAAUCAACGACCAUCAUCUUGGAAUGAAUUUAAAGACAAAUUGAAAUAUCAGUUUCAACCAGUCGAUUUUCAAGAACAGCUUCGCCAACAAUUAUUACAUUUACGUCAAAAGCAUUCAUUACAAGAUUAUAUUCACUUAUUUCGAAGCAUUGUCGGUCAAACAGUUAAUAUGGACGAAUUAACUCAAGUGAUGUUGUUCGUUAAUGGUUUGUCUCUCAAUACCAGCUUAUAUGUACGAUCAAAGCAUCCACAAACGGUCGAAGACGCCAUACGUGAAGCAAUUACUUAUGAUGAUGUGACGGCUGUUGGUAAAGCCAAUCAUGUUAAAUAUAAUCCAUUUCUUGAAGCAUCAACCAAUAUUGAAUUAAAUGCUAUCCAUACACGCCAACACUCACGUCAAACACGUUAUACAACACCCUUUAAAACAUCCACGUUGAAAGAAGAUUGUCUUAAGUUUGGUCUAUGUUUUUAUUGUAAAGAACCAGGUCAUCUUGCAUUGAAAUGUCCAAAACGGCAACAAGCACAACAACGUCCGACAGAAUCAUCUCAUCCAAAAAACGAUCAGUGGUAG